Messenger RNA from Ectocarpus siliculosus, 1017 nucleotides. Lineage: Eukaryota; Phaeophyceae; Ectocarpales; Ectocarpaceae. The record is from the annotation of a GenBank genome assembly.
AUGGCCGAGCCCUCCCUCGUGGGGGCCAUCAGCGAAGGGAGGAGGGUCCCCGCGGUCACCGUGUUCGGGUGGGAUGACGUCUUGUGCCCGACGACCCAUGCCAAGCUGGAGCGAAACAGUCGUGCUGAGAGCAAGCAGGAGCGAAUACAGCUCCUCAACGUGGGACAAAGCGUAGUCCGGCUCGUGAGGGCGGCGCAGAGGCACGGUCCGGUCGUGAUCGUCACGGACUCCCACGAGGGUUGGGUGCGCGGCACCGCGGAGCUCCUCCUCCCGGGGGGCGCGGCGGCGGCGUGCCUCGAGAACGUGGAGGUCGUGAGCAGCAGGGACCGUUUCGCCAAGGACUUCCCGGACCAGCCGGCCUGCUGGCAGAUCGCCGCCUUCUCAUACGUGACGAACCGGCAUCUGUUGUCCCGCGGCGCCACCGAUCGGUUCAGGGAGCACCACCCAAACGUGGUGGCCAAGACGGUCUCCCUGAUGGAGGGCCCCACGCCGCUGGAGCUGAAGAACCAGCUCGAUCUCCUCGCGGACAAGUUCAGGCUUAUGUUCGGACACGCCUCGUCGUCGCUGGAAAGGCCGGACAGCGCGCCGGCGCCAGCAGCGGCGGCGUCGACGCGGGCACCGGUGUCCUCGCCGAAGGUGCGACGGAGGGAGGGAGGCGGCGGCGCACUCUCUGACGAUGGUGACGACGACGACUUGACCAGCGAAGACGACGACGAGGACGACGGCAGCCUGCUACUGCGAGGCGACGCGGUCAAGCCCGGGAGGCUAAAUACCGGCACUCUGGAUCAGGGCCGGCACCUCUCCCGCUGGGGCUACGGCGACGGCGACAGCGACGACUACAUGACGCCGCCGUGCUCGGCGUCCACCGUGAGCAGCAACGGCAGCCUCGCCGGCAGCGAGAGCGGGGGGGGCUCGGUGUUGCCCGGCUGGGCCUCCUCCGCUUCCGGCUCCGGGCCGAUCCCCUCGCCGCCAGGCCCCCUCCCUGCCGCUUCUUGUGCCGAAGGGCCGCAAUCGUGA